AUGUUCCUAACUACUGAAGCUGCUUACUUACCAGAAGGAGAACUGGAUCACUGUCCAAUGAUUAUGAGCUGCUACAAUGUUCAACAGAAGAAACCAUUCAGAUUCUACAACAUGUGGAUCGACUCUGAGUGUUUUAUUCCCCUCGUUGAGACAAAUUGGAACAAACCUGUACAUGGAUGCCAUAUGUUUAGAGUUCUGCAGAGGCUAAAAUGGAUCAAGGCUGAAUUCAAGCUUCUGAAUAAAACAUGUUUUCAUUCAGUUGAAGCUACUGACAUCAAGACCCACUCUGAUCUCCUCAUGGCUCAGAAUGCCCUUCAUGCAACACCUGGUGACAGUCAUCUAGCCACUGUGGAAAAGGAAGCCAAUGAAGCUUAUCAAAGGGCUCAUCAGAAUUACCUCUCUUAUCUUCAUCAAACAGCCAAGCUCAAGGAAGUGAAUGUAACUUCUAUCUCUCUUGUUCCCAAACUGACAGUGGCAAACUUUGUGAGUGACUUCAGACCCAUAGCAUGUUGCUCUGUGAUUUACAAGUGUAUCUCCAAGAUUAUGUGCUCUAAACUCAGCCAAAUCCUUCCAGAUAUAAUCUCUCCUACUCAAGGGGCCUUCGUUGCAGGCAGAUCUAUUCUACACAAUGUGAUGAUUUGUCAAGAUAUCAUUAAGUUAUAUAAUAGAGGGAAUUCUAGGCCAAGCUGUAUGAUGAAAUUAGAUCUCAAGAAAGCUUAUGGCACUGUAGAAUGGAAGUUUAUUGAAGAAGUAAUGGAUGAAUUUGGCUUCCCUUCUCAUUUCAUCCAACUGGUAAUGACUUGCCUUACCACCACUCAGUACUCUCUUCUCAUUAAUGGAGUUCCUUCUCCACUUAUCCAACCUAAGAGAGGGCUAAGGCAAGGGGACCCUCUCUCCCCUCUCCUGUUCACUCCAUGCAUGGAGUACUUCUCCAGAACAAUGAAACUGGUUGCUUCACACCCCAACUUCAGAUUCCAUUCCAGAUGCAAAACACUGAAACUUAAUCAUCUCUGCUUUGCAGAUGAUCUUCUUCUAUUCUGUAAUGGGGAUGUGACCUCUUUUCAGUUGAUGUUAGAGGGCUUAAAGUUGUUCUCUUCUACCACUGGUCUGCAGAUAAACCCUAGCAAGUCCUCUAUCUACUGCAGUGGGUUAGAUACUCACACCAAAAACUGUCUUGCUACUCUCUACGGUUACACUAUAGAUUGUCUUCCUUUUAAAUACUUAGGGGUAUCAAUCAUCUCCAAGAAAAUUCAAGCAGGUGACUGUAACCUGUUGGUGGAAAAAAUGGUUUCAAUAAUCAAAAUUUGGAGUUCCAGACAUCUUUCCUUUGCAGGGAGGAUGCAACUGGUGAAUUUUGUGCUUAUGAGCAUUAGUGUCUAUUGGUCUCAGCUGUUCCUUAUUCCAGCCAUCAUUAUCAAACAAAAUCAAUGCAAUAUGCAGAUCUUUUCUUUGGCAGCAGUUGGUAAGCUGGCUUGGGCUAUUGAACAAAAACAAGACAAUCUGUGGGUGAAAUGGAUCCAUGCUCUUUAUGUGAAGAAUAAAAACUGGCAGCUUUUUGUCCCUUCUUUAGCUGCUAGUUGGCCUGUCAAAUUUAUUUGCAAGGUCAAGAGUGUAUGCAAUGACAAGUUCCAGGGGUCUGCUUGGCUUACUUCUUCCACUUACUCUAUCAAAAGCACCUACACUAGACUGUGUACUCAACCUGAUGUCACUCAUUGGUCCAGCUUCAUCUGGAACAGACUGACCAUGCCUAAACACAGAUUUUCUCUUUGGCUAGGUUUGCUUGACAGACACAAAACUAAAGCUAGGUUAUUCCAGUAUGGCAUACGGGUUGACAACCUGUGUGCUAUCUGUGGUGGUCGUCCUGAAACCAAUGGCCACUUAUUCUUUGAAUGUUCUUACAGUUAUGACUGUUUGACUGAGGUGUUAACUUGGUUAGGUAUCAAGCACACCAGGAAAAAUGUGUUGCAAGUUCUUAAUUGGACAAGGAGAUACUGCAGAAAUGCUUUCAAGAGGAAAGUCAUAUUUGCUGCUGUUGCUGGUCUAGUUUACCAAAUUUGGAGAGCAAGGAACAACUCAGUCUGGGAGGGAGCUGUACCUGCAGCUUCUGUUAUAAUUCAAGCUCUAAAAAGUGAUGUAAAGCAUAGAAUCCAGCAAGUCUGUGAAAUAAACUAA
Spinacia oleracea (spinach) is the source of this 2172-nucleotide messenger RNA. RefSeq lists its product as uncharacterized. The record is from RefSeq and is a predicted model, not a curated record. The coding region runs from base 1 to 2172 and encodes 723 amino acids. Lineage: Eukaryota; Viridiplantae; Streptophyta; Magnoliopsida; Caryophyllales; Amaranthaceae. The transcript has 3 exons.